UGUCCCUGUGUCCCCUCCACCCCCUCCGUGUCCCCGUGUCCCCUCCGUGUCCCCGUGUCCCCUGGCCAUGCCGGAGGCCGUGCACUACAUCCACCUGCAGAACUUCAGCCGCUCCCUGCUGGAGACGCUCAACGGGCAGCGCGUGGCCGGCCAGUUCUGCGACGUCACCGUGCGCAUCCGCGAGGCGUCCCUGCGCGCCCACCGCUGCGUGCUGGCCGCCGGCAGCCCCUUCUUCCACGACAAGCUGCUGCUGGGCCACUCGGCCAUCGAGGUGCCGCCCGUGGUGCCCUCGGCCGCCGUGCGCCAGCUCGUCGAGUUCCUGUACAGCGGCAGCCUGGUGGUGGCCCAGUCCGAGGCGCUGCACAUCCUCACGGCCGCCUCGGUGCUGCAGAUCAAGACGGUCAUCGACGAGUGCACGCAGAUCAUCUCGCAGGGCCGCGGCCCCGCCGCGCUGCCGCCGCCCCACAAGGCGCUGGUGCCGCCGCCGGAGCUGGAGGGGCUGGCGGAGCCGGCGCCGAGCGGCCACAGCCGCAAGCAGCGGCAGCCGCUGCGCCUGGCGCCGGCGCUCAAGGAGGAGCGCGAGGACUUGGAGGAGGAGGAGGAGGAGGAGGGAGAGGAUGAAGGGGGGCCGCCAGAAGGGGUUGUCCCCCCGGGUGUGGCUCCCCCGCCCUUCCCCGGUCCGGACCCCCCGUUUUUCGGCGCCCCCGAGGUUUUCCCCGACGCUUUCCUGCCGCCCUGGCCCGGUGACGAUGGCGGCGGCGGCGCCUUCGGGCCCGAGCGCGGCCGGGAGGCGCCGGGCGGGGAUGGCUUCGGGUUUGGGGCGCCCCCACCUUUGCCACCACCCUACGAGGGGGGUGUGGAGGGGGGUGCUGUCCCCACAGCCCCCCCUGCGCCCCUGGCCGGGCCCCCCCGCGGCCCCCAGCCCCCCUAUCAGUGUGGGCACUGCCAGAAGAGCUUCAGCUCCCGCAAGAACUACACCAAGCACAUGUUCAUCCACUCAGGCGAGAAGCCCCACCAGUGCUCCAUCUGCUGGCGCUCCUUCUCCCUGCGGGACUACCUGCUCAAGCACAUGGUGACCCACACGGGCGUCCGCGCCUUCCAGUGCGGCGUCUGCUGCAAGCGCUUCACGCAGAAGAGCUCCCUCAACGUCCACAUGCGCACGCACCGCCCCGAGCGCUUCCAGUGCCGCCUCUGCACCAAGGGCUUCUCCCACCGCACGCUGCUGGAGCGCCACGCGGCCGCCUCCCACCCCGUGCCCCCGCUGGGACCGCCGACGGGGCCGCCACCGGGGCUGGCAACGGGGCCACCACCGGGGCCACUGGGACCGCCGACGGGGCCGCCACCGGGGCUGCCAACAGGGCCACCACCGGGGCCACUGGGACCGCCGACGGGGCCGCCACCAGGGCUGUCAACAGGGCCACCAGCGGGGCCACCACCAGGAUUGCCACCAGGGCCACCAUCGGGGUUGCCACCUGGGCCACCACCAGGAUUGCCACCAGGGCCACCACCAGGAUUGCCACCAGGGCCACCACCGGGGUUGCCACCAGGGCCACCGCCGGGAUUGCCGCCGGGGCCGCCGCUGGAAGCCGGACUGGGCACGUGGCCGGGGCCGGACGCCGCGGGUGCUGGCCCCGCUCACACGGCGUGA
This is a messenger RNA of Catharus ustulatus (Swainson's thrush), 1648 nucleotides long. RefSeq names its product zinc finger and BTB domain containing 45 (gene ZBTB45). Gene Ontology annotation, molecular function: protein binding. The record is from RefSeq and is a predicted model, not a curated record. NCBI's taxonomy places the organism in Eukaryota, Metazoa, Chordata, Aves, Passeriformes, Turdidae. The transcript has 3 exons. Gene Ontology annotation, biological process: regulation of cytokine production; regulation of immune system process; negative regulation of transcription by RNA polymerase II. The coding region runs from base 68 to 1648 and encodes 526 amino acids.